Cercospora beticola is the source of this 678-nucleotide messenger RNA. It is a transcript of the gene RPC11, whose product is annotated as DNA-directed RNA polymerase III core subunit RPC11. Lineage: Eukaryota; Fungi; Ascomycota; Dothideomycetes; Mycosphaerellales; Mycosphaerellaceae. Gene Ontology annotation, biological process: termination of RNA polymerase III transcription; DNA-templated transcription. Gene Ontology annotation, molecular function: nucleic acid binding; zinc ion binding. The record is from RefSeq and is a predicted model, not a curated record. Gene Ontology annotation, cellular component: RNA polymerase III complex.
CACCAACGCGCUUUCAUGUGAACGAACAACAAACUCGCAAAAUUCGCUACAGACCUCUCUGAACCCGCACAAGAAGAAAUAUUGAAAGCACUUCAAGUCGAGCAGACAAAACAAGCACAACAAGAUCUCGCAAAACUCACCUUUCCGAGCUGCUGGCACCACACAAAGAACGACCCCAGCAAAAAUCACAACGAAAGAAACCCCCAAAAUGCUCCUCUUCUGCCCCUCCUGCAGCAACAUGCUCGUAAUCUCGCAAAUCCCCUCCUCCCACACCGCCCCCGAAGACAGCAUGAACAUCGGCAAAAACCGCUUCGAAUGCCGCACCUGUCCCUACCAAAUGGUCCUCGAUCGUCGCUAUUUCGAGCGAAAGACGAUGAAACUCAAGGACGUGGGCGACAUUCUCGGGGGCGCGGAUAGUUGGAAGAAUGUCGAUCAGACAGAAGCGAAAUGUCCUGCAGAAGGCUGCGAGAGCCGUAAUGCGUAUUUCAGACAGGUGCAGAUUCGAAGUGCGGAUGAGCCUAUGACGAGGUUUUACAGAUGUGUAGAAUGCACGAAGGAGUGGCGGGAGAACUGAAUUUUACCUGUUGGGUUGCUUCUUUUGGCGUUGAGCACGAGAUUUGGGAAAAGGGCGCAGGUGGUUCAUCAAGAUCUGCGCAUUACGAGAUACCCACGGCAUCG